CCUCAGAACUCGUGAAUGUGAGUUGAGACAAGCAGAAAAAUGAGUGCAAUCGCGGCAGGACUCAAUCCUAUCCAGAGCACGGCUGGAGCAAUUCCCGUGCGCAAUGAGAAAGGUGAAAUCUCCAUGCAGAAGGUGAAGGUGCAGCGCUACAUCUCGGGAAAGCGCCCUGAGUACGCGUACGAGAGCUCAGGAGAGGAGAGCGAUGAGGGAGACUUCAUGGACAAUCGCAGAUCCGUCCCAGAAGCACGUCCAAUCGAUGCCUUCGAGUCGUCCGGGAGUGCCAUAAAGUACACCUCCACGGAGAUCAAUGAUCCACGCCUCAGGCGGGUCCAUGCGGCUGCCAGCGAGCCGAAAGAGCGCCGACGGCACUACUCAGAGUCUGAGGAGUCCGAGGAAGAGGCGGUGCAAGAGGAGCAGGACCCUCGCAGCCAAGUCAUGUCCGGGAGCUCGGAUAGUGAGUCAGACGCCGAGCUGAGUGACACAGAGAUCGAGCGGAGGCGUCAGACGCUGCGCAAGAGGAUGCUGCAGCAGCAGAAGGAGGAGGAAAUCCUGCAGUUCGAGGAGGAGAAGGCGGAAUCCUCGGGAUCCGAGAGCUACGAGAGUGAGACGGAGAGUGAGGAUAUGGAGGACAAUGAGCCCCGCCUGAAGCCACUGUUUGUGCGGAAGCGCGACAGGACGACGAUCAUUGAGCGCGAGAAGGAGGCGAAUCAGGAGCGCCAGGCUGAGUACGAGGCGAAGAAGAACCAGAAGCAGCGUCGCCGCCAGACGCUGAAGCUCGUGGAGGAGAGCAUCAAGAGCGACCUGGCGAAGCCCAAGAGUGACAAGCAGGAGCCCAGCCUGGAGGACGUGUGCACGGACGAUGAGAACGACGAGAUUGAGUACGAGGCGUGGAAGCUGCGCGAGAUCAAGCGCAUCAAGCGCGAUCGCGAGGAGCGCGAGCAGAUCGAGAGGGAGCGCCUGGAGAUUGAGCGCAUGCGCGGCAUGACGGAGGAGGAGCGCAAGCAAGAGCUGCGUCAGAAUCCGCGCCAGGUGACCAACAAGACCAGUAAGGGCAAAUACAAGUUCCUGCAGAAGUACUACCACCGCGGCGCCUUCUACCUGGACCAGGAGGAGGACGUGCUGAAGCGCGACUUCAGCAACGCCACGCUCGAGGACCACUUCGACAAGACCAUCCUGCCCAAGGUGAUGCAGGUGAAGAACUUCGGCCGCUGCGGCCGCACCAAGUACACGCAUCUCGUGGACCAGGACACCACGCAGUUCGACUCGCCCUGGUACAGCGACUCCACCACCAACGUCAAGUUCCACACGGAGCGCGCAGCGGCCAGCCGGCAGGUGUUCGAGAAGCCCAGCCUCAGCAAGAGGAAGAAGUUCGACUAGGCGCACGAGUCAGAAUGCUGCUUUUCCGCCCUCGACUCCGUUACCGCUUGAGGAUGCUGAUGAAAGUGUCCCGAGGAAUGGAGAUGUUCGCGAUGGAACGCAUCUUCUUCUUGCCCUCGGCCUGCUGCUUU
Molecule: messenger RNA, 1508 nt
Organism: Phlebotomus argentipes
Lineage: Eukaryota; Metazoa; Arthropoda; Insecta; Diptera; Psychodidae
Gene: Mfap1
Product: microfibrillar-associated protein 1
Exons: 3
Coding region: 40-1377 (445 amino acids)
Biological process (GO): mRNA splicing, via spliceosome
Cellular component (GO): U2-type spliceosomal complex
Molecular function (GO): RNA binding
Source: RefSeq, a predicted model, not a curated record